Haemonchus placei is the source of this 918-nucleotide messenger RNA. Lineage: Eukaryota; Metazoa; Nematoda; Chromadorea; Rhabditida; Trichostrongylidae. The record is from the annotation of a GenBank genome assembly.
AUGGGUAAAGGAGCACCGACCCAAAGGGCACGUGUGAUCGACUGUCGCCAAGAUGCUGUUCGAGCUGUUCGAUACAACGUCGAUGGUAAUUACUGCAUGACUUGCGGCAGUGAUAAAUCCGUCAAACUAUGGAAUCCAAUCAAGGGCUCGUUGUUGAAGACUUACACUGGAACAGGAAAUGAGGUAUUCGAUGUGGCAUCAUCGUCAGACAAUUCGCAAUUGGCAGCUGGUGGGGCCGACAAAUGUCUAACUGUGUUCGAUGUAGAGACCGGUAAGAUAUUGCGAAGGUGGAGAGCACAUGCCGCUCGAGUGAAUGCUGUCGCUUUCAACGAGGAGUCAAAUGUGGUGUUCUCCGGAUCGACAGACUGUACUAUGCAAGCGUUUGAUAAUAGAAGCCGCAGUGAUAAAGCGAUACAGAUAUUCAAUGAGGCAACCGACAGUGUGCUCAGUAUAGAUAUCAACGGUGGCGAGAUCGUCGCCGGUUCAGCAGAUGCCAAUUAUCGACUAUACAGUAUUAGACAAGGAAAUGUCCACAUCGACUUUAUGGGCGAGAGUGUGAAUUGCGUUCAUAUAACACCAGAUUCAAAUUGUGUCCUAGCAUCAGUUCAAGAUGGCAACAUACGGCUGAUGGAUAAAGUGAAUGGAAAAAUGCUGGCCAGCUAUACUGGUCAUAGAAAUACUGAAUACAAAGUGGAUAGCUGUGUCAUGGCUUCGAUAGAAGAAGUGGUAUCAGGCUCUGAAGACGGAUUUGUCUAUGUGUGGAGUUUACUUGACAGUAAUGUGAUAGCAAAACUGGAACAUCCGUCAAAAGUGGUUCACUCGUUAUCGGCUCAUCCAAAGAAGCAACAUCUUCUGACAGCCGCCGGACAACUCAUCUACUUAUGGGUGGCGAAGAACGAUGAAGAUUUCGAGUGCUGA